ACAGCGUGUUGCUUGUCUACUUUGGCAGGCUGCCGGCGCGACCAGCGCUGAGCUCGGCGUUAAGUCCCGCCUGCGCCUUUAAAUGGGGCCGAGUGCACUGCUGUGUGCGUGUCCGACAGAAACCCUACUUCCUACGCUCACUUUUCACUUUUGUAUUCGCCUCGGCUGAGAAGGAGGGGUGGCGGCGGCUAUUUCUGUUUUGUCACCUUCAGAUCGGGUUUCCCUCAGCAGAGCACGUAAUGUGAUUGCGCGGUGCUGCGGAGGAGCUCGCAGCCGCCCAGUGCUGUCGACUCACGGAGCGGGAUAAGUAAGAGCCGGAGCAGAGAGGCUCCGCGCGCGUACAGCUAACUGAAAGCGAAGCCGUGGACUCGAAAGACGUGGCGGCGUUGAAGUAGCUGAAGCCGGUCGCCUCCAGUGCAGCUAAGGCUAUGGAUCUCGAAGAAAACGUUUGAACACGAGGGGAACUCCCAAAACUGCUAUUCUUAUUUUGGUGAACACGGUUCACGGACACACUGUAUGGCUUUCAUAAUGAUGAAGAAAAAGAAAUUUAAGUUUAAAGUCGAUUUUGAUCUGGAAGAACUGUCGUCUGUACCCUUUGUCAACGGAGUUCUAUUCUGCAAAGUCCGGCUGCUGGAUGGAGGCUUUGCGUGCGAAUCUUCCAGGGAGGUUGUCCAUGCGAACUGUGUGCACUGGAAAAAGAAGUUCUCAUUUUUGUGCAAAAUGAGUGCUAGUGCCAGCACUGGUGUCCUUGAUACAUGCAUCUGCCGGGUAUCUGUAAGAAAGGAAUUAAAGGGAGGAAAAACCUAUGCAAAGCUUGGCUUUGCUGACCUCAAUCUAGCUGAAUGUGCUGGGUCUGGAAGUACAACACGCAGAUGUUUAUUAGAAGGCUAUGAUACCAAAAAUACUAGACAAGAUAAUUCCAUUCUGAAGGUGGUGAUCAGUAUGCAGUUGAUGUCAGGAGAUCCCUGCUUCAAAACUCCUCCAUCUACAGCAACGUACAUAGGAAUAGCAUCGGAAGCAGAAUGCUUACUUGAGGAUCGAAAAGGAAGAGAUACUCUUAAACCUUUGAGUAGCAUUGCAGACCCUCCUGGGAAGUGUUCUUCUGUUCCAGAUGAACUUGGAAGGUGUGGACACUCCAGAACCUCAAGCUAUGCUAGUCAGCAGUCAAAAGUGUCGGGAUAUAGUACUGGGCACUCAAGAUCGUCUAGCCUGUCCGAACUUUCACACAGAAGGAAUACAUCAGUAGGAAGCACAUCAACAGGGGUUGUCAGUCUUCCAGAACCCAAUGAGGAUAAUGAGCACAGGGUGGGGCACUGUGUUGGAGCUGCAUCCUCCUUGGCAGAACAUCUAUCUCCAAUGAAGAGUGCCUGCUCAUCAGAGAGGCUUAGUCGGCAUCCAGUGAAGCAGGACUCUGUGGAAUCUCAGCUAAAACGGGUCGAUGCCACAAGGGUUGAUGCAGAUGACAUUGUGGAAAAGAUUUUGCAGAGUCAGGAUUUUACUGGCAGCCUCCUAGACUCCAGUGCAGAAGAAGAAGGGUUACGUUUAUUUGUGGGCCCAGGUGGUAGCACGGCUCUCGGAACACAUCAUCUUCCCACUAGAGUGGGAGCUGGUGCUUAUGAACAAGUUGUGAUCAAACGCUAGAAGAGGAUGGACAUAAUAUCUGAAAAAGCACAGUAUGGAUGCAAUAUUGGUGGAAAUGGCGUUCUUGGAUAGUAUCUCCUUUCAUUCCAAAAGAAAAGUAAAAUUCUGUAGUCUGAAUCAAAUGCUAGUAAGUGAGUGAUCACCUGAAAACCUCCUGCCCUGCCUGGUACAAGGGAUUUUCAGAAUAUGCUUUAAAAACCUAGCAAGUGUGCACUUAAUUGAACAGGAGGAAGAGCUGAUGCAGAACUGCUUACUGCAUAGUAUUGUUGGUUUCCCUUUUAAAACUGUUCUUGAAAAUCUGUCCGAGACUGCACAGGACUCGUCAUUUUAUACAUGGGGGUGACUUUCAAAAGCAGUGGUAACUAAGAUCUGUAAGAGAGCUCAUUUUUAAACGUAACAUUCAUAUAUCUGACAUACCACUUGCAUUUCAAAAGUAUUUUAAUGGUCACAUUUUGUUAUAGCAGAAAUAAGUUUCUUGUAUAUUCACAAACGUACUUAGAAAUAUUUUAUAAUAAAUAUAACUAAUUUGACCACUGCAUAAUGUAUUGCAGUAAGCAGGAAAUGCUUUUAGUAGUUUUCCUUUUAGAACUGGGUACUGCAUUGAUGAAGAUUUUGUAAGGGGCUUGAUUUCAGCUCAAGCAGCAGAGUGUUUAUAUAUUUAUAAUAUAUAAUGAGCACAAAAUAUUGAGACGUUAUGGUAAUGACUGUUUAACUCAGGGUAAACUGUGUGAAAACUGAAGGCCAUCUUUCUCAGACUAUGUUUUUUAUUUUUUUUAAGUUUUUUAUUUUUUUUUUUCCCUUUAAUAAUUUGAACUCACAGAACUGUUCAGUAUUGUCUAUUCCACAUCAAUCACAAAGAGAAACUUGAAAUUUGUGUUUUUGUUUCAAGUGCUUCCACGUGUAAUAAUCUCACCUCUGAUUUGUAUCACUGUGAGUGUUUUAGCAAGUGAUGUUAGAAACUGUAAGAUACUGACAAACACAUUUUGAUAUUCCAAUUCUAAAGCAGGUAGUUGGUCAUUUUAACAUUUACGUAUUUGUUAAUACCUAGCUGUGGUAAACGUAAAAACAAGGCUGCUUCACCAGUAUAUGUAGUGGUGUAUCAACAUGUAAGCACAGCGUACUAAUGUGGUCAGAGUAAUAGUUGUCUCCUUAAAACAGUCUUAUCGUAAGUCAUUGUAGCAUUCGGUCAUUACUAGAUAACUUGCAUCUUUCCUAUGAAACUCUCAAACUGUUUUCUGUACAAACAGGACACACGUUCGUGAUGGUGGUUCUUUCUUUCUGCUUAGGUAAUGUAUUUGUAUAGCCUGAUGUUUUUUUAUUUAGAGUUUACACUGCCUUUGAUUUUCAAGGGUAAUUUUACAGCCUUAACAAUUUUUCAUUAUUUUUAAAUCAAGCGCCAUGAUGUUCAGGCUAUUUGACAGCUUACUAGGGUUUCUGAAAUACUUGCUUUCAUUCUCAGAUUGUUUUUAACUAAUCAGUUUUUAGCCAUGAAUGUUUACAGUUUAGUAUUAUUUUACAGGUGACGCGCACCCUUCUGCUACUCACUGCGCCAUACAAUAAUUAAUUAUUGUCUAAAUCAGGUAUACAAUGGUGGUUGUGGUGUCUGUUAAUUGCUUGUUGUUUCAUUUUAACCAUUUGCCCCCAGAUAUACUGAAUUGGACUCGUACACAACUACUACAUUUGUCACUCGCUGUUUAUCACUGUUCAUUAAAUUGAAAGUAAGUGUGGGGAGAAACGAUCCUGCUCCAUUUUGGAGUAUAUUAUUGAUUAUACACAUCGUAAUUUAACAAGGAAACUGUCCAGUGUAACUAAUCCUGGUAAGCACUGGACAAAUACAAGAACUCUGAAUAAAUGGCGUUCACAACAAAUGGCACCGGAGUAUCCCCAAACUGCUUUCAGCACAAUUUGGCAACUAUCCGUGUUGGUUGACUGACUGACUGACAAGUGUGUGUGUGUGUGUGUGUUUAUAUUUUAUAUAUGUGUACUUUGAAUGUAUGCGUGUAGAAUACUAGCAUAUAUGUAAAGUAUACAUCUAUAAUAUAUUUGUGUGGAUUAUUUAAAUACCUAUACUGUUUUAUAACAUAUUUUAUAACAGUGACACUUUCAUUGAUAAAAAUGGAAAACUGGACAAAUAACUUCAUGUUUACAAGACAACUGUCAGUUUAUUCCAAAUGUUAUAAUUGUACAUAAUAAAUAUUGUGGAACCUUUAAACAUUGUGAAUUUUGUGUAAAGAUUUAAUUUUUUAAUCUCAUUGUUUAAUAAUGUAAAGUGAAACUGGGUGCGUUUUUUGUCCAAUAACCUGGUAAAUUGAAAAAUAUAAAUGUUUAUGGUUGGCAGACCAUUUCUUUGUCAAAUAUAAUUACACAUGUAUUGUGUACACUGAAAUAAAGAAACAUUUAAAAUAAA
Messenger RNA from Erpetoichthys calabaricus (reedfish), 4048 nucleotides. It is a transcript of the gene eeig2b, whose product is annotated as family with sequence similarity 102 member Bb. The coding region runs from base 517 to 1641 and encodes 374 amino acids. NCBI's taxonomy places the organism in Eukaryota, Metazoa, Chordata, Cladistia, Polypteriformes, Polypteridae. The record is from RefSeq and is a predicted model, not a curated record. The transcript is spliced from 11 exons.